UACACGAUUGUCGAUACACAUCGCAAAUACGACGACCACGACGAGUAGUAUGUACCCUUGGUACCGGGAGAGCGUCGCCGCGGCGGCAGCCGCGGGUCUCGGCGGCCCGGUCGGCGUCGUUGGAUCCGGAUUCUGUUCAGCAGCACCGGGACAAGGUGCCGCUACCAUUAAGACCGAGAGCGGAUAUUCCGACUGCAUGCUGGCCCUGGAUUACGUGCAGAGCAAGUAUCCUGGCAACGUGUACUUUCAGAAAGCUUCCUUCGCGUGGUCCGAAGGAGGCGAAGAAGGUGGAGGAGGUGGUGGAGGCGGGGGUGGCGGAGGUGGUGGUCCGGGUACAGGUGGUACCGGAAACAAUGGCGGUGGUGGAACGGCGACGAGCGGGGGUGGCGGUCUUGCCCAUUGGGUCAGUGUUAUGGCCGAGCACAUUCACAACCCCCACACGGCUGGUGGUGUUGGCAAUGUUCAUCAUCAACAACAAUCACCGCCGCAGCCUCCGUAUCCCUGGAACAACGGAUUGUCCAGUGACCAAUGCAAUCCCCACGAGAAGGAUACGGACUACUGGGGCACGGGGCGAGGGGCGAAACAGGGCUACGAGCAUUUUUUGUUGCAGGCCAAGAUGAACGCUGACCACGGACAGUUGCAAAAAGGAGAAGAACAAUAUCGAGGAGCAGGUGGAAGCAGCAGCGGCAGCCCUCCAGCGAGUUUGCUCGUCGUGCCGCAACCCCUAACCGUCAAACCGUCCCACCCCUCGCAUUUAAAUCCUCAUCUCGGAGGACCCCAUUCGCAUCCGCCGAGAAAGUACCAGUGCAAAAUGUGUCCGCAGAUAUUCGGUAGCAAAGCUGAUCUCCAAUUGCACACGCAGAUACACAUGCGAGAAGCAAAGCCGUACAAAUGUACGCAGUGCUCAAAGGCGUUCGCGAAUUCGUCGUAUCUGUCGCAGCACACGAGAAUUCAUCUUGGUAUAAAGCCUUAUCGAUGCGAGAUAUGCCAGCGCAAGUUCACCCAGCUAAGUCAUCUGCAGCAGCACAUACGCACGCACACGGGUGACAAGCCUUACAAAUGUCGUCAUCCCGGCUGUACCAAGGCGUUCAGUCAGCUGAGCAAUCUACAGAGUCACUCGCGCUGUCAUCAAACCGACAAGCCGUACAAGUGCAAUUCGUGUUACAAGUGUUUCUCGGACGAGCCGAGUCUCCUCGAGCACAUACCCAAGCACAAAGAGUCGAAGCAUCUUAAGACGCACAUAUGCCAGUAUUGCGGCAAAAGUUAUACCCAGGAGACUUACCUGGCGAAGCACAUGCAGAAGCACGCCGAGCGCACGGACAAGAGACCCCCGAUUAUCGGGACGGGCCUGAGGCCCGCGAUACACGCCAUGUCUCAUCACCAGGAUCAUUACUGGCCGAAAGUCAGUCCGGAUUCGAUGAUGAGCGAACUCCACGAGAGACUGCCGCAUCACCAUACCGAGUAUCAUCAGAAUCAGAACACGGAAAUGCUCCUGCCACCGCCCCACGGAGCCGGCGGAGGUGCCAACGGGCCUGGGGGAGGAGGUGGAGGAGGGGGCGGCGGCGGGGGCGCCGGAAACAACGGCAACGGAGGUGGACCAGGCGGCAACGGAGGUGGACACAACAACAGGGACUCGAUCGAAAACGACUCGAGGCAACAAACCCCCCAACCCGGUAGCAAUCAUCAUCCGAACAGCAGUUCUGCGUUCACUCCCAUAUCAUCGAUAUCCAUAAACUCGAUAUCCUCGAUGCAGCAUCCCCUCAAUCCCCUCAAUCAUCUGCACUACCCUGGAAGUCAUCAUCCGGCCUCGAGGCCCUAUCUCUACGAGGCUUUCAACACCCAAAAAUCAUCGCCGACGUCCUCAUCGGUCGCAGGUGUCACACCCGGUGCUCCGACCAAUCAGAACCCAACGUCGUUCCCCAAUCAGCUGAUAAGCCUUCAUCAGAUAAGAAAUUACGCGCAUCAACCGAACCUCGGUAAUCUUGGUAAUCUUGGGAAUCUCAGCAAUCUCAGUAACUUGGGCAACCUCAGCGCAAGCAUGGAGGGACACGCGCUCCUCGGUGGACUCAAGGACAAACAGUAACUGUAGCUUAACUUUAGGUACUAAAGAACAAGAAUAUAAGAAAGAAAGAAACGUCAGUGUUGUGUGGCGAGACCCGUGCCCCCGAUCACAGAGAUGCGCCGGCUUGCGGGGAGGACGUACUUCGAACUCGUCUUUUCUUUUCUUUUCUUCACUUCACUCUCGCUCCCAACAGCCAACCAAGACUUGCCACUAUUCGAGAGCAACAUGACUAAUAAACUAUUUCCUACCGGCCCCUGCGCUGCUCACCGGACCACCAGAAAUCCUGCCCCUGCAUUCUUCUCAUUCUUCAUCUUCUUUCGCUCUUUUCGUCUUCAUGCUUCUCAGAGCCCAACGGGUGUGUUUCCGUGUCUCCGUGUGCAUUCGCGUUUUAUCACCGUUUCGUGAAAACAUUCGUUCGAUGUUGAAAGGAUUCAGGCAUUUUCGAAAUUCGCGUUCCCCGACGAUAUCGUUAAGCGCGUUGCUUCAUUGGACGAGUGAGUUUCCAAUUUUCGUAGUUACAACUUUUCCUCGCUUCACGGCCGUCUCAUUAUCUUAUUUAUACGGGAAUAUUUUUCGGUCUCGUAUUUUUCCUCUUGUUGAAAAAUAUAAGUGAUCGAUAGAUUUCGCGCCGCGGCCUCGUCGCGCACGACGACCGCCACAAUCCCGUUGAGCUACCGAGCUAAACUUUUCUUCCGUUACACAUUCCUGCAUCGAACGAAAUCGUCACUGGCUUCGAUGUUACUGAAUUUUAUACAUUUUUUUCUUCUUACUUUUAUUGCACGAAUUCGUCGGGGGCCACAUCGGGAUUCGACCAGAAGAGUCGUUUGAAUAGUCAAAGCGAGUUUAAAAACUUGAAGGAAAAUAAAAUUAAUGUGCUGCGCACAUUUUUUCAUUACUUCGGGACAAUCCUUUCGCGAUAUUUCAAUCGUUUCUUACACACGCGCCUCAAAUAUUCUCGCUGCCCAUAAAGACGUUGUUGUUUUUCUAAAAAAUAAUAACAAUCGUGAGAAUCUCCCCGAACGAGCAUUAUCACUUCGAUUCCUUCUUUCCUUCUUCAUUUUUUCAUACUGAUUUUUCAUAUGUUAUUCACGAAAGUUUGACGCGACGGUUACAUUCAGGGCACAAAUCGCGACAUAAUGUAUUUACGAGUGAGAGAGCAAGAGAUUAAUGCAGAGAGAGAGAGAGAGAGAGAGAGGGAAAGAGAGAACAAGAGAGAGGGAAUAACGAAAGUUAAUGUAAGCGGCGAACGUGAGAAUAGUAGAGUAGGUUUGAUCAUGCCACACGCAAACGAGAAAAAGCAUUGAAAGACACAUCUACACACACGCGCGUGCGCGCACACACGAACACAAACACAAACACGAGGUAGAUGAUCGAGUUGGACAGAUAAAAGAGCGAAACAUUAUUGAGUGGUAUGGUAACGACCUCCUGUACAUAACUAUUAUAUAAAUAUAUAAAUAAAUAUUAUUAUUAUUAUUAUUAUUAUAUUAAUAUUAUUAAUUAAUAUUUGGUAGGUGUAUAAGGUGGAUAAAAUAGAUUUACGAAAAAAAAAAUAUAUAUAUAUAUAUUCUACGUACCUUGUCCGAAACGAGAUGAAAAAAAAAGAGAGAAAGAGAGAGUGGAGGAAAAAUGGGUUAAACUGUCCAGACUGUUUCUUUUUGUUUUCUGUGAAAUUGGGAUAAAAAAGUUGCGUGAACGAGAAUAAACAUAACGGUUGAGCGUAAAAUGUAAACCUGAUGAAUUUUGUCGCGUAAGAUUCAAUUUCGAGAAGGAUGAAAGUUUUAUUAAAACGCUGUAUACGUCGAUGGAAAAAAAUGAUCGAUGAUCACUGUUGUUCGGUGUUCGGUUCAAUAUGUAUUUUUUUUUCGCUCUUUCACAGCUGUUCUCAUGGCAUAUCGCGUCGUAUUAUUUUAUUUAUUUUUUCAGAGGGUCGGGGGUUUUUUCUUCGUUUUUCGUAGGCGAAACAUUCGCGAAUCUUGCUCGAAAUUGAAACGCGCGGGUAAAAUUCGUCAGACGAGAGAAUUCUCGAGCUCGAGAAAAAAAAAUCGUUCGGGAGAGACGCACGAGCGCGCGAAUCGUCGAGAGCGAGAGAAAGAGAAAGGAAAAAAAGCGUAAAAUAUAAAUAUAAGAAAUGUAAAUGUAUUCGAGACGUGAGAAGGAAAAAUUAAUAAAAAAAAAAUGUGUACAGACCGACUUCGGCAGCGACGAAGCAAAUAUAUUACAGUCGAGACGAUCGGAUUAUUAAGAAAAUUAUGAAAAAUCAUAAUUCAUUGAAGAAGAAAUAAAUAAUUCGAUGGGAAUAAAGAGGCAGCAAAAAUAUGAAGAAAGGACGAAAGUGAAAAGGACACUGUGUAGAUAAUUUCUUGUUAUGGCGAAUGCGGGAAUCGGGAGGAACGUGAACCACGAAAGAUAUAGAACAAAUACACGGGGCAGGGGGGGGGGGCAGUUUCGUUUGUUUACAUUUUUGUUUCUACGAACGAUUCGUUAUUAUUAUUAUUACUAUUAUUAUUAUCAUUAUUAUCGUAUGGAAACGUGCUGCUCGACAUCGACGUAUAAGCACAAAAUAUCUUUAUUUUAUCAUACCCAAAAUUCUCGUUCUUAUUAUCGAAAUUUUGUCGGAUAUCUCGAAUCAUUCUAACGUUAUUCGUGAAAGAAGAUAAAAACUCAUUUGAAAUAUCAUAUUUUUGUUGAAUAAAAAUAGAUAAUAACAUUGAAAAAAAAAGAAUAAAAAAAAAAUGGCAAUUGCAAAAUAAAGAAAUAAAUCGGAGACAAGUUUUAUCGUUUAAACGAUUUAUUACAGUUUUUUUAUUGUAAGCAAUCAACUUUUCAUUCCGAGAUUGAGGAAAGAGGAAAAAAAGGAAUGAAAAAAAAAAAAAUAAAAAUCCACUGAGAAUUAACGAGAACGAAAAAAAUCGUACGUUCCGCACACAGGACAAUUGUUAACAACAUUUUUUUAUGAUUAUUUGCGAUCGAGCGUAAAAACAAGACGUUUCCUCGUUUAGUAGGGUAACGAAAAAUGGAUAUUUUAAAGGGUACAUUUAAAGUGAAUAUUUAACAGAAAAUAAUCUCAUUGAAGAGAAUUAUGAGAAUUAGGGAAAAAUUGAAUAAUUUAUGGAAAGAGAAGAAAAUGAAGAAAACGAAAAAAAAUAAACAAUUCCCUCAACCUUUGCGCGGAUUGAUUUCCUCGCGAUGCUCGCACGCCUCACCUGUGCUCAAAUUCUUUAAUUAUUAAUUUGUUAUUAGGAAAGUAUGGUAUUCUACAAUUAUUACGAAAUAUUGUAUAUCGUCAACACACACCCACAUAAAUACAUAAACACACAAACAAUAUGAAAAAGGAAAGAAGAAAAAACAACAUCAUUCGACAGACAGACGCGCAGACACGCGAAACAGAUUGCUCUUUGGGUUUCCUAAAAGAUUGUUGCGCCCGGUCGCGCGUACGAGAGCGAGAGAGAAAGAGAGAGUGAGAGUGAGCGAACGAGUGAGAAUUCGAAAAGACACACAACAAAACAAAAACAAAUAAAUAAAAGCAAAGUGACGUAUGCGUGUGACGAGCGUGAGCAAAGAAAACUGCGAGAUAAAGUGUGAAAGAUUUUGAAUGUUCGUCGCAAAAAGGACUGGAUAAACAAGCGAGACAAAAAAAAUUAUAUAUAUAUAUAUAUAUAUAUAUAUGAGUAUAUAUAAAAAAAAUAUGAGAUAGGAAAACAAACUGAAAAAUAAAACAAUUGCGAUAGAAUUUCGUUAGGCCGAUAACGAGAGGGGAGGGGGGAAAACCAGGGACCUCGCGCUUUAAUAUGUGAUUUAUUUUUCUUCUUUAUUAUGCUAUUUCUCUUCUCAUUUCUUUCUGUUUCCUCUUUUACAUCUCUAUCCUUAGUUUCAAUGAUUAUUAUUAUUAUAAUAAUUAUAAUUUUCGUUUAAUAAAAAUAAUAUCCCGUUUAGAAGGAACAAUUGAGAAAAUAAAAUGAAAGAAAAGCGUUUUGUAUAAUUUGUUGAUUACCACUAACGAUUAAUCCCAAUUCCGAUAAUCAACAACAACAACAGCAACAACAACAACAACAACAACAGCAAAUAUGUUGAUGAAAAGUAAAAAUUGCAUCCUCAGUCUUUUGACAUAAUAAUGUGUGCAAUGAGACGAAAACAAAGAAAAAUAACUGGUUCGGAACAGGAAUGAGGGCGCGAAACAAUUGUCAAAGCAAAUGUAGGUACGAAAAAUAAUAAUAAUAAUAAUAAUAAUAUUUAUAAUAAUUAUGAUAAUGAUAGUUAUAUCGCGCGGUACGAGAACAGAACUGUGAUAUUUUACUGUGUAAAUUAUUGAUGAAACAACAAAACAAAACAAAAAACAAAGAAAAAAAACAAAAGAUAGAAAUUGAAAAAAAAAAAACAAAAACAAAAACAAGCGCGAAAAACGAAGUGACACGAAGGAACAUAGAGAAUAUGAGAAAAAAUUUAAUUACGGGAGGGUGGAGGGCGUAAAAUAUUAAUGUUAGUCACAGAUUUAAGCGUAUUUUACAUUGGCGAUUCGCCAAUUUUAUCCAUUCUGGAAUAAUCGUUGUAGGUAACAAAAGAAAAGUGAGCAUCAUCGCUCCGGAAGAAAGAAAAAUAGCUGCGGAUAAAACAUUGAAAUAAAAGGGAACGUUCCUACUUGAACGUCGAAUCUUGGUCCAUUCAACGGGAACGAAAAGAGGAUGCUCGGGGACGAAAAAAAAUAAAGAAAAAGUAAUGAUACGAAAGUUCUCGGUGUGCGUGCGUGUGUGUUCGUUUUUUAUCGUUUUUCCGUUUGUAUAUACGAGAUAUUUAGUAAAUAAAUGUUUCCACGAGAAAAUCUCACCCCCCAACGUGUUUGAACGAAAUCGAUCUCGAAAAUAGAAAGAAAAAAACAAUGGAGAACGGAGAGGGAGAAUUGUUAUCGAAUUUUUGACAGUUACAACAAUGUCGUCCAAUUAAACUCAGUUUUGAUGCACGUGAAUAGAAAUUCAACUCCAUUUUCGUAAUAUCGAUUUUUCGGUUUUACGUUUCGCAUUGAUAUACAUUUUUUUUUUUUUUUUUUUUUUAAUUAACUACAUUUUUCGUAAAAUAUUAUUUUUCACCCAGUCUGUGCAAGUUGAAUAUUCGUUAUAAUCUCCUGGCAUGGGAGAAAACAUUAGCUCGUAAGUAUUAAAAAAAUCAGAGAAAAAGAAAUGACGGGAAUUGGAAGCGAACGAGAUAGAAAAGUUUUGAGAAAUGUAGAAAAACUCUCGAAAUUCAUCCAACUAUACUGAAACGGGGAAGCGAAUUCGACAUUUUUUUCUUUUUCAUUGUAAAUCACGCUUUUUCUCAGAAUAAAUAUAAUUUACAGCUAAAUUCUCAUUAUACUCAAUAAAACUUCUCGAGUCACGUUGAUAUUAGCAGGAAAAAGGAAAAACCUCGUUCGCUUGCUUGGUACCAAAAUUCCUCGCCCAAAAACGUCGCCGUACAACGACGCGAAUCCAUAAGAAUAUUUUCAACGAGAUUAAAAAUAAAUACGCGCAAGAGAGUGAGUGAUUUGAUUAAUGCACGAGACUCGUACGUAUGAAAGUGUAAUAAACGAAUCGUAAAAAUCGUAUGCACGUUACACUUAUUCGACGAACGAAUGUGAGACAAUUGAACCACGGAAAUGAACUAUUGUUAGGCAUUAUAUAUUAAAGUAGAAAAAGAGAUAAGAUAGAGUUAUUGAACAAAAAAAUAUAUAUAUAUAUAUAUUAAAAGCAAACGAGCGAUACGAUCUUGCUUCAAAGUUUCAUCGAUCGACAAAAAUGCUGUUUUUAAAGCACACGUAUAAUUGAAUUUAUUUAGACACGCAAUUAUGACGGAAUUCUGUCGGGAAAAACGAGAUUUAUCCUUUGCAUUUUUCCCUCACCUGUGCGAACGAUGUUGAUUCAAUUGAUUCUUUGUUGAAAGUUAUAAAUUAAGUAGAAUAAGAGAAAAAAAUUGAGAGAUAAUGAUAAACUCGUAAUGCAAGAUCGAACGCCCGUUUCUUAAAUCGUAAAAUCUAUGGUUAAAAGUAAUCCAAGUAAUUAUUCCUAAACGAAAUUCUGAAUGUCGUUUUAAUCUUUGCCACCUUUUCCGAGCCUUCAGAACAAACUUUCCGUUCAAAAGAUGUAUUUCACAAUGUUUCAUUAUUGUUUUUCAAUGUCCCAAUUAAAACACAACGAAAAAAGUGCCCAGACGUUCGGUUACGUAUGGUUUGUUUGAUUGUCACUCCUUCGAUUGUUCUCGACCUUUGUUGAAUCAUAUAUAUAAUUGAAAAAAAAAAAAAAAAAACAACUCCCCGAGACCCGCGCGAUUUACCGGGCAAAGCCGUCACCGAUGACUAUUUUCGUCUCGUUGACACAACUAACUGUUCGUCCUUUUUAUCAACAAAUAUAACAAAAAAAACUUACGUCUUAAA
This is a messenger RNA of Venturia canescens, 8462 nucleotides long. It is a transcript of the gene rn, whose product is annotated as rotund. Gene Ontology annotation, cellular component: transcription regulator complex; PcG protein complex; chromatin. Bases 50 to 2083 code for a protein of 677 amino acids. Lineage: Eukaryota; Metazoa; Arthropoda; Insecta; Hymenoptera; Ichneumonidae. Gene Ontology annotation, molecular function: DNA-binding transcription factor activity, RNA polymerase II-specific; RNA polymerase II cis-regulatory region sequence-specific DNA binding. The transcript is spliced from 6 exons. Gene Ontology annotation, biological process: regulation of transcription by RNA polymerase II. The record is from RefSeq and is a predicted model, not a curated record.